Messenger RNA from Eleginops maclovinus (Patagonian blennie), 5522 nucleotides. It is a transcript of the gene dusp7, whose product is annotated as dual specificity phosphatase 7. Gene Ontology annotation, cellular component: cytoplasm; cytosol. Gene Ontology annotation, biological process: negative regulation of MAPK cascade; protein dephosphorylation. The transcript is spliced from 3 exons. Gene Ontology annotation, molecular function: MAP kinase tyrosine phosphatase activity; MAP kinase tyrosine/serine/threonine phosphatase activity; protein tyrosine/threonine phosphatase activity. The coding region runs from base 496 to 1650 and encodes 384 amino acids. The record is from RefSeq and is a predicted model, not a curated record. NCBI's taxonomy places the organism in Eukaryota, Metazoa, Chordata, Actinopteri, Perciformes, Eleginopidae.
UGCAGAGCCUCUUUAACGCAUCCAGUAGAAAUGACAAACCAGAGGCGCUGCACGGGCCAGCAUGUCCAAUAAUAACAAUAAUCAUGGGCUUUAGACACAGCAUCUCAUCUGAAACUCACACCCUCAGACAAUAACGAGGCAUCUUUGGGACGUUUUUUGAGGGUCUGCGGACACCCUCGAAGUUGGAGCUGUGUCGCCAAAUAGAUGUCGGAAUGAAACCUCCACUCCUAUCGGACUGAAGCAAGGAGUAAAAGAAACCUCUGCAUGUUCAAGUUUCCUGCUCCAACCAGAGGGACAUCGCUGCGUGCGUGUUGGAUGUGUGUGUGGAAGUGUGUGUUGGGUGCGUGUGUGUGCGCAGCGGCGGCGGUGGUGGUGGUGGUGGUGGUGGUGGCCGCGGGAAGGGAAGUUUAGCGCCGUGAUUUGUCUUCUUUCCCUCUCUUCUGUUGCGUUGUUCUCCAUGCCACACCAGGGGACAGGCGGAUUAACGUUUCCCUGAUGAGAAUUAAUCAACUGUGCAGAGGCUCUGAGAUCGUGACUGUGAUGAUGAUGUCGAGUAAGAGCGUGGAGUGGCUGCAGGAGGAGCUGGAGUCCGGGGCCAGCUCCCUGCUGCUGCUGGACUGCAGACCCCAUGAGCUGUACGAGUCCUCGCACAUCGAGUCGGCCAUCAACCUGGCAAUCCCGGGCCUCAUGCUCCGGAGGCUGAAGAAGGGCAACCUCCCCAUCCGCUCCAUCAUCCCCAACAACGAGGACAAGGAGAAAUUUGUGAAGCGGUGCAAGACGGACGUGGUGGUUCUGUACGACGAGGCGACCCCGGAGCGGCAGGAGUCCGGGCUGGGGAGCUCCGUGCUGGGGCUGCUGCUGCAGAAACUGCGGGACGACGGGUGCAAGGCGUUCUACCUGGAGGGGGGCUUCAACAAGUUCCAGUCGGAGUACCCCGAACACUGCGAGACAAAUUUGGACUGCUCCUGUCCCAGCAGCUCCCCACCAGCCUCCGUCCUCGGCCUCGGAGGUCUGCGCAUCAGCUCUGACUGCUCUGAUGGAGAGUCUGACCGCGAGCCGGGCAGCGCCACAGAGUCAGAGGGCAGCCCGCUCCCCAGCAACCAGCCAGCGUUUCCCGUCCAGAUUCUGCCGUACCUCUACCUGGGCUGUGCCAAAGACUCCACCAACCUGGAUGUGCUCAGCAAGUACAACAUCAAGUACAUCCUCAACGUGACGCCCAACCUGCCCAACAUGUUCGAACAUGAAGGCGACUUCAAGUACAAACAGAUCCCCAUCUCCGAUCACUGGAGUCAGAACCUCUCUCAGUUUUUCCCUGAGGCCAUUUCAUUCAUCGACGAGGCUCGCUCGAAGAAGUGCGGCAUCCUGGUGCACUGUCUGGCCGGGAUCAGCCGGUCGGUGACGGUCACGGUUGCCUACCUGAUGCAGAAGCUCAACCUGUCGCUCAACGACGCAUAUGACUUUGUGAAGCGGAAAAAGUCGAACAUUUCCCCAAACUUCAACUUCAUGGGCCAGCUGCUUGACUUUGAGCGGACGCUGGGCCUCAACAGUCCCUGUGACAACCACUCGACAUCCCCGACGCACGAGCAGCUCUUCUUCACCACCCCGACCAAUCACAAUGUGUUUCAACUGGACACGCUGGAGUCCACAUGAGAAUCAGACGGGGGGGACUGUCCCUUUCUUUGACGGGUUAAAGGUGGUAUUGUUACCAUGGUAACAAGCGGCUGCACUGGAGCAGCCAGUUUUAAUGAAUGUUUUAGCCUCCGAGGGUUCGUUGUCUGCGAGCCUGGCCACGGAGCAGCAUCGGAGGGGCAGGAGAGGUCACAGUUGGCACGUUAAAAAGGGGAUAGGGUGCUAUUUUAGCCAGAGAGAUAACUGACAGCUGGGUUGAGGAUGGCAUCCUCCUCAGGAGAUGAUUGAAAUUGAGGGAGGAAGAGCUCCGAUCAACUUGUCUUGUCUCGAAGAACCAAGGAGACUGAACUGACUGAGAAACUGAGCGAAGGACGCAGCAGGACAGACAGCUACAUACAAAGACAGAAAAAACCUACAUCACUCGACUCAUGGACAACAACAUCCACUCUGUCUUUCUGUCUCGGCUCCCGAGUCGAGCUGACUGGUGCCAAGUGGAGAAUCUGGGAUUUACUUAUAGGAAAUCUCACUCUACUGAAUGUAGAGUUUUACAAACCAAGGAAUUAACACACACACACACACACACACAAACAUAAACAAAGUACGUAUGUUUGUUCCGUAUGUAUGAUAACGUACAUAAAUGUAUGGGCAGUCCUUAACAAAUUCAGUAUGUCUUUAUGCAUUUUUGGAUAUUUUUGUGUACAUUUACGCACAAAUCUAUACCUUAUAUAAAUAUAUAUAUACGCAUAGAAAUCUUACCUAUCCAAUCCAGAUGGCUUAGGAGAUAGUAAAACUAAAGGACGGUAAUGGGUGUGAAGACGCCAGAAAAGAGGAACGUUGAGGGGAUAUUCCUAGUUGUCUUUUUUCUUUUUCAAGUUUCGUUUUUCUUAUAGUUUGUUAUGACCUAAUGCAGUUUGCACAGUGGUGAAGCCAUUGACUUGUUGGCACUUGAAGCCGGUGCUGAAAGCAGGCAGAUAAAGAGACAUUCAGAGUCGAGAGGCGGAGAGGAGAGGCCAGUCCCAGGCUGCGACAUGUCCCGACAUGUCCCGACAGCUGCAUGCCGAGUGGGGAGGGUGCAGAGGACGAAGUUCAGGGGUCAGAGGGUUGGGUUAGGGGCAAAGACGGGCAGUGGGUAGGACAAGGGCAUGUAGGGUGGGUGUGGGUAAAGACACUAUAAGUUCCCAGUUCCUUCUUUGUUUCCCCCUAUGACUUUUCAUCCAGUUGCCUUACAAGACGUUGUUUCCACCAACUGUUUUGACUAGUUACUACUGAACUUCCUCUUAUUUCAUCACAGCAUGUUGUCUGACUAGUAAAUGUUGCCAAACUGGUUUCUCACAACUCUGACGUUUUUACUUUGAGGUCUAUAAGGGAUGCUAGGGAGUUAACAUUUGUAAAUAACUUUUUGGGCAGCUUAUCUUAGCAAACCUUUGUUGAGGGAAGUGAGUCAGCCCUCUCGUAUUACUUCUCUUUGCCUGAGCCAAUCUUUUUAAAGAUGUUGGUACAAGUUCGCAAAGUUUAGGACCAGGGAAUGUGAUUGUAUCCUGUCUCUGUGUUGGGAUAAUGAUGUUGUGGAUUGGCACUGGCCUCAGCUACAGACUGCACUUACAUACUUCAAUAGCUUCAUGUCCCUUAACUGCAUUGGAAAAAACAAAAGAAAGGUCUUUCUGCAAAGAGUUUACCCCAUUUCGUCAAAGAACGGUUUGUCUGAGUUGAUUCACCCUUAAGCCUUGGGUAAAUGGAAGAUAUAUUAAAGCCACAUUGGUAUAAAUAUAUAUAUUAUAGAGCAAAUAGUAAACAGAUCUACAUUAUUUUGUAUACCUGCGCAUGCUGUGGUACUAUAUGCUCUCUAACAGUCGUAGCCACGGGUUGGAUGUUGCUUCCCAAGAUGGGACGAUGAAUGAUGAGGACCGUUUUUUUAACUGCUGUUGCUGCUGAACACAGCGGUAAACAGCAGGGGGUUAAAGAGUUUCCUCAGAUCCUGUCCACAUCAGAAGCACCUUAGCAAAAAAGACAAAAUAUGAGCAAAUGCUGCAGCACUUAAAGUUAUGGAAAUCUCGUGGGUACAUUGGGCGUUAUGCAAGAAUUCUUUUGUAUUCUUAAACUUAAAUCAUUCCUUUAAGUAUAUGUUUAAAAAUUGCUUUAUAAGGCAACCUAUUUUGCUUUUUAUGGGAGCGUUUUAGUCAUAAAAAUAAUCAAUGUAACACAUUACACUAAGCAGUAACAGUAGUCUUAUACUGUAAGUGUAUUGAGGUCAAAAGAUAAAUUGGACACGGUUGUCUUUGUGGUUUAUUGUUACAGGACUAAAGCAGGAACGGUUAGAUAUGAAAUCAGAUGCUAAAGAACAUCAUGACUGUCGUAACAGCUUCUUUCAGUUUUGAGCAGGUGUUUCAUUCAACUCUAGGUCCUUCUUUGUUCUGUUGGUCUAAGGCGGACAUGCAGUUGGUUGAAACAUAUCUAAUAAAACUAAAAGGAGAAUGUGACAAAUUCUUGCAAUAGGCCCACAGUUACAGCAAACUACAGGUUUGGUUAAAGAGUGGUGAUGUGGACGGGAUCUAAAUUGAGACAAUGAACUGGGUUUCAGAGGGGACAGCAGUUGAAUCUGAACAGGGUUGGUUUGAGCUGGCCUUAUAUAAUCUUUCUAACUUGUUUCUAAUGCUGACUGUUAAGUACUUUGUAUCUCAGUUUAAAAAACAUUGUGUACAAAGAAAAAAUUAACGUUUGUUUAUCUAUUAUUCGAAUCAGAACAUGGAAAUAAAAGACGGAGAGCUGUCUUUUUUACCAGAGCGGGUCACACAAGGUCCACUUUAUUACUCUGCAAUAUAUCAAAACACCGUUUUGCAGUAUUUUGUAGAUCCAAGACCUCAACAUUUUUAAAGCUUCUUCUUUUGUACUAUAUCUAUUCUAUUUUACAAGAUUGAGCUCGAUAUGGCUUGUUGACUGAAGUAACAUUUCACCUGGGGUGUCCCAAAUCUAGAGCCCACAUGCCCACUACUAACCUUAAAGAGGCCCUCGCUAACACACACACACACACAUACACACACGUUGAUUCUUUACAGGGCCAGAGCUGUGGUUCAGCAUGGCAGUUAAGUUUCACAAUAGACGAUUACAAACAGUAUUCACAAGGUCUUUUUCCGUCUUAUUUUGAUAAAUGUGCUCUUUGCUAUUCCUGUGGCCUUUAAAUAUGAAUAUAUAUCUAAGUAUAUAUAUGUUAUGGAUUUAUAUGCAAAAGUUCCUGUCCUAUUAUAGCAUAAGAGAUAAAAACAAUACCAUGCUUGAAUGGCCCCCCCUCGCCUGAAGUCAUUUCCCAUUUACAAUAAGAUUUACACCCUAGGAUUGAAAUAUAUUUCAGUUCAGAGAUUUUCUAUCUAAAUUGGUUGAUUUCAAGCUGCUUUCUUGUGUUUUUUGUUUGUGUCUUUGUAACAAUGAAAGAGAAAUCAAAUCUUUUCUCUGUUUGUAAAUUUGCCAGAUCACGGGAACGGCCGUUUCUGUGUCCUUAAACUUGUAGCUACAUCUCGGUAAGAAUGUGCUUGUGAGGGAAAGACGAGAGUGAGCGAUAGAGAAAGGGAAGUGGCGGCACUAAAUACAAAGUGAAAGAAGAAGUGAAUGAAAUUAAAAACGUUACCUCAGUGAGGAAUUUUUCAGGGAUUUUUUUGACAAUGCAUCUUGCAUCGUGUUACAGCUUGAAACACAAGCUGUUUUGUAUUGUGCUGUAAACAGUUUUUAAAAUAGAUGCAAUCUGUCUGUGUUUUAAAACAAAGGGGCAUGUUGACCGGGGCAGUUUCACCUUUCUGUCUACUGAAGAAAAUACAAUUGACCCUAUGUUAUGUACAGUAUAUGGAAACAACUCAAGACAUGUUUAUACCGCAAAUAAAUAUUGAAAUAUUUUUUUUCUUUAA